Molecule: messenger RNA, 2651 nt
Organism: Portunus trituberculatus (swimming crab)
Lineage: Eukaryota; Metazoa; Arthropoda; Malacostraca; Decapoda; Portunidae
Product: sphingosine-1-phosphate lyase-like
Exons: 13
Coding region: 139-1764 (541 amino acids)
Biological process (GO): carboxylic acid metabolic process; sphingolipid catabolic process
Cellular component (GO): endoplasmic reticulum
Molecular function (GO): pyridoxal phosphate binding; sphinganine-1-phosphate aldolase activity
Source: RefSeq, a predicted model, not a curated record
GACGGGGAACAGUCUGCCCGUGACCCGAGUGGCGGCAGGGCGUCGUGUACACCUCAUCGCCUCCAGGUUUUCUCUCUGUUGCCUUCCGCCCUUCCCACACCGCCCUUCCAUCUGCAGCUGCCGGCCGGGACACAAGCCAUGGAUGCUCUAAGGGAAUAUCUUAACCACGUGGAGGAGUUGGCGGAGGAUGUAGAGCCGUGGCUACUGAUUGUGGUGACGACCGGAGUGACGCUGGGGUCCCUUGCCCUACUGAACCUAUGGCGCAAUCGACAAGACGUGUUGAAGUCAAGCCGGGCGUGGGUGUUCCGCACGCUGCGCUGUAUCCCGGCCAUCGAGGGGAGGAUCAACCGGCAGCUGGAACAGGCGAGGAAAGAAAUCGAAAAGAGCAUGUUUGAAGUGAAGGACGAUAGCGUGGCGCCCCUGCACACCCUACCCCCGGUCGGCUGGUCUAGUGAGGAGGUGAUCACUGCCGCCACUAAGGUGCUGGCCAUGGGUAAAUAUGACUGGAAGGAAGGUCGUUUAUCCGGAGGAGCCUUUAGCGGCAAGGACGAUGCAUUCACGCAGCUCCUGACGGAUAUAUACAGACGCUACGCUCUCUCCAAUCCUCUACACUCCGACAUCUUUCCUGGAGUGCGUAAGAUGGAGGCUGAGAUAGUGAAAAUGACGCUUGACCUCUUCCAAGGUGACAAGGACGCCUGCGGCUGCAUGACAACAGGCGGGUCUGAGAGUCUGUUGCUGGCUAUGAAGGCGGCGCGGGACUGGAGUCGAGAAGUCAAGGGCAUCACUGAACCUGAGAUUGUUCUUUGCUACACAGCUCAUGCAGGCUUCGACAAGGGGGCCAGCUUGCUCGACGUUAAGCUGCGGAAGGUGGACAUGGACCCAGUGACGUGCAAGGUGGAUCUGAGGGCCAUGCGACGGGCCAUCACCUCUAAUACUGUUAUGCUGGUGGCCUCAGCGCCGCAAUAUCCUCAUGGCAUCAUUGACGAUGUAGAGGGCGUGGCGUCGUUGGGGAAAGACAAAAACAUACCCGUGCACGUGGACUGCUGCAUGGGCGGCUUCCUCCUGCCCUUCAUGAAGGCUGCGGGAUAUCCUGUGCCGCCCUUCGAUUUUCAGGUGCCGGGCGUCACCAGUAUCUCCGCCGACACACACAAGUACGGACAGGCGCCUAAGGGAUCCAGCGUGCUGAUGUACCGCAGCAACGACUACCUCCACCACCAGUACUUCGUGACCCCGAACUGGCCCGGUGGCAUCUACGCCACCCACAGCAUACCGGGCUCCAGGGCAGGCGGGCUGGUGGCUGUGUGCUGGGCCUCGCUGUUGUACAUCGGCUUCCAGGGCUACACCAACACCACCAAGGCCAUCAUAGCCACCGCCAGGAAGCUAACUCAACGGAUGAAAGAGGUGCCCGGGGUGGAGAUAUUCGGGGAUCCCCUCACCUCCAUUGUCGCCUUUAACACUACUGAGGUGGAUAUUCUCAAGGUCGGGGACGUGCUCUCUGGCCGGGGCUGGCACCUCAACUUCUUGCAAUACCCGCCGGGCCUGCACGUGUGUCUCACCGGCCUGCACGCCAAUGACGCCUUCGUUGACGGCUUGGUGCACGACCUGAAGGAGGCGAUAACAGAGAUUAAGAACAACCCUUCUACUCUCAAAGGCGUUGGCAAGGUAUAUGGCACGGCGGCGGCCAUCCCGGACAAGGCACUGGUGGGCGAGGCUGCCAAAUUGUUCCUUCAGUGUUACUAUGACACUCUACCGGACCCAGCCUGAACCAGCGACCCAUCUGUAGCCAGUGAUACUCAGACAACAAGAGGAAGUCAGGGUAUACCCAUUAAUCAUUACCCCCGUCCCACUAGGCAAGGCAGCGCAGGUAUUUCUAAAGCCUCAGUAGCUAGCUAUUGUAAAGUUUCCUCCAAGCCUUAAGGUCACAGAACAUUACAUGGUGUCAGCUGGGCUCGUAUUCUCAAACACUUGUGUGCUUCACCUCCACUAUUUCAAAAGGCCUUAUUCAAAUUUACUCAAGUUUUUUUUAAGGUAUUUUUACGUUUCUAGAGGCAGAUUGACAAUAUUUUUGCAUUAUUAAGUGGAGAAACACCUUUGAAAACUCCGCUAAUCAUUUUUGUGGCUUUUGAAAAUAGUCGGGGUGAGAGAGUAGAGCGUUUCUGAAUACGGAUCCUUGCAGCUGUGUCCAUUGUUGUUUGCUUACCUCGCAUGGAGCUUUACGAUCGCCUCUCCUCAUUAAACUCUUCACAUGAAGGAAAAAAAAAAAAAAAUGCUUGUACGUUUACAGAUGAAAUAAUGUUUAGAAGGUUCUUUUUUUUCAUGGCAUGUAAUAUAUAAAUGAAUGAAGGAUAUAUGUAACUGUUUAGCAGUGAAAGUAUAUUUACAAUAUGAGUUAUACGGAAAAAAUAAUAGAUAAGUAUUUAUAUCCAAGGUUCGAUCCAAAAGCAAAUAUUCUCUUGAUAUAUUCUUUUUAUCAAUUUAUUUACAUUCAUAUUAUACAGAAUGCAGACCUUAAUCCUCAAUGUUGUUCUUCAAUCUGUUAUGUAAAAGCUACUGGGUGUGGCUGGCGAACCAUCAUAACGUGAUAAUUUCUGCAUCCUUGACCGGGGAAAACCUAUGAUCAAACAUUAAAAUAUAGACUGCAAAGAUAACAA